CCUAAAUCAUUGACUCAUCUAGAUCUUGGUGAUGUGUUUAACCAAACUAUUGGACCGAAUGUUCUACCACAUCAACUUAAAACACUAAUAUUUGGCUGUGAGUUUAACCAAACAUUUGGCGCAAACGUUCUACCUCCAAACUUGGAAACACUUAUACUGGGUUUUGAAUACAACCAAAUGGUUUUUGAAAACUCAUUGCCAUCAAAUUUACAACUACUUCAAAUUAGAAAUAAAAAUUACGAUCAAUUUCCUAUACGACUAAAUAACCCAUUAACAGCUGUAGAAUGCCUAAACUAUCAUAAGCAAUUCAUAGACUCUCCACUCAGGCUAAAAGCAAUACAACUAUUA
Molecule: messenger RNA, 348 nt
Organism: Dictyostelium purpureum
Lineage: Eukaryota; Evosea; Eumycetozoa; Dictyosteliales; Dictyosteliaceae
Exons: 1
Source: RefSeq, a predicted model, not a curated record